AUGCACGUGUCUAUUCUCAUCUAUGCACUUGGUGGACUGGCCAUCGUCCGCUUUGUGUUGCUUGCUGUGCGGUCCAUAACCUCGCCGUUGAGAAGAGUGCCGGGUCCCUUCGCGGCCAGGUUCACACGGCUAUGGUACUUCAACCGGGUGAACAAGGGCGCCUUCGAAAAGGAGAAUAUUGCCCUGCACAGAAAAUACGGGUCGAUUGUACGGAUCGCCCCGGAUCAUUACAGCAUAGACGAGCCCGCUGCCAUCAAGCAGAUUUAUGGAAUCGGAACGCACUUUAGGAAGAGCGAUUGGUACUACGGCUGGCAACACCCCGAUCCGGAGCGGCACACUGUCUUCUCAGACAGAGACAUCCAGCGACACGCCAAGCAGCGGCGCAAGUUCAACGCCCUCUUCUCGACCAGCUCGCUGGUGAACUAUGAGCCGUUCGUCGACCGCUGUGCGGACAUCUUCAUUCAGCGCCUCACCGAAUUCGCCUACUCCGGAGCUAGCUUCGACAUGGGCCACUGGUUCCAAUGUUAUGCGUUUGAUGUGAUCGCCUGCAUCACGUACGGCGACCGCUUCGGCUUCUUGGACGAGGGCAAGGACAUCGACCAAGCGAUAGCGCAUCUGUGGAAAACGAUCCGUUACUCGAGCUUGGUCGGCGUCUUCAGCGAGUGGCACGCUUUCCUUUUCCCGUACACGAGCAAGAUCCCCUCGUCCGGAAGCGCUGGUCGCAAGUAUAUCAUGGAUUUUGUGCAGAAGCAGCUCGACAGGCGCAUGGCGGAGCGGAAACGGCGAGAUCUCGAGACGGGGCGGGCCGCGUCGAAGCAGCAGACGGAGGCUGGCGUGCCGGAGGACUUCUUGGAGAAGAUGUUGAACGCGCAGGAGGCUGACCCGGACAGGAUCACGAUGGCGGACGUGUUUGCAAUGGGUCAGUCGAAUAUCAUAGCCGGGUCUGACACGACCGCCAUCAGCCUGUGUGCCAUCCUUUACAACCUCAUUAGGCAUCCGCGCGUGAUGCAGAAGCUUCGGGCAGAGCUGCGCGAGAAGGAAUCGACGGGUCAGUGCAGCAAUCCAAGGGUUACAUUCAAGGAAUCGCUGGGCAUGCCGUACUUCCAGGCCGUUAUGAAGGAAGCACUAAGAAUGCACCCCGCCACAGGCCUGCCCCUGUGGCGUGUCGUCCCCGAAGGCGGCAUCACGAUCAGAAACCUCUUCUUCCCAGCCGGAACCGUCGUCGGCGUCAACACCUGGGUUGCCCACUACAACACCGACAUCUUCGGAUCUGACGCAAAUGUCUUCCGGCCCGAGCGCUGGCUAGAGGCCAGUCCCGAACAGCUGAGGCGCAUGGACGCGUACUACAUGCCGUUCGGUCUGGGGAGCAGGACUUGCAUGGGACGCCACGUUAGCGAAUUGGAGAUGAGCAAGCUGAUCCCCAGACUGGUGAGGGAAUUCGAUUUCGAGGUCACGAAGAAGAGCGGAAAUUGGAGUUCGGAGAACUACUGGUUCGUGAAGCCCACGGACUUCGAGGUCCGUGUGAGGCUCGCGCAGCAAGAAUCUUGA
Molecule: messenger RNA, 1548 nt
Organism: Verruconis gallopava
Lineage: Eukaryota; Fungi; Ascomycota; Dothideomycetes; Venturiales; Sympoventuriaceae
Exons: 3
Coding region: 1-1548 (515 amino acids)
Molecular function (GO): oxidoreductase activity, acting on paired donors, with incorporation or reduction of molecular oxygen; monooxygenase activity; heme binding
Source: RefSeq, a predicted model, not a curated record